Molecule: messenger RNA, 1118 nt
Organism: Halichondria panicea
Lineage: Eukaryota; Metazoa; Porifera; Demospongiae; Suberitida; Halichondriidae
Product: CWF19-like protein 1
Exons: 7
Coding region: 1-633 (210 amino acids)
Biological process (GO): mRNA splicing, via spliceosome
Cellular component (GO): post-mRNA release spliceosomal complex
Molecular function (GO): RNA lariat debranching enzyme activator activity
Source: RefSeq, a predicted model, not a curated record
AUGUUUGCUGAGUGCAGAGGGAGUCUCAAGAGGAGGCUGGGCCUAACUUCUUCUUUGCGGAGGGCUCUUGAUUCAGCUCAUCGCAAACAGAAGAGACAACAGGACAGAGGACCCCCUGCAAAGAGACGACCCCCUCCCCAGCCCAGGGGGCCGUGCUGGUUCUGUCUGGGGGGCAAGGAGGUGGAGAAACAUCUCGUGGUCUCCAUCGGAGAUCAUACGUACCUGGCUUUAUCCAAGGGUGGGAUGGUACCAGAGCAUGUGCUGGUCCCACUCAUCGGUCACUAUGCAGCCUCCACUGACGCACCACCAGAGGUUUUGGAGGAGCUUGGAAAGUUCAAGAGUGCUCUGAGGAAGUACUUCAACAGCAAAGAUCAGUCGUGUGUCAUCUUUGAGAGAAACUACAAAUCACAACAUUUUCAACUACAGGUUAUUCCAGGGACCGAGAUUCCAUCUGAUGCUCUGAGACAAGCCCUUAUAGAUUAUGGGCGGAGUAUGGGGGUGUGGCUUGAUACUGUGCCCACCACCCUCAGAGAGUUUGAUGAUGGGGGAAAUGUGUUCACAAGACCAUUUUCUCACCAACUCACGCAGACAAACACAACCAGAUCACUGAAUAUAGGUUAUCUACUACUUUGAGCUCAUGAGGUAAACAGCACUCUCAAGUGAGUAGGUAAGAACAUAUCCGUGAGUCUCGUCACACCGACAAUGCACACCUCUAACCUUUCUAUUGCAUACUCAGCAAAUGUCUCUUCCACAAAUCUGUCAUCAUACCUAUCGAGUGAACACACAAACUGUUCUAGUUCCUGGAAUAAUACGUACUGACGUUUCUCUCUCCAAUUUGGAAGGGAGGUGUUGGCUGCUCCUCUCGUUCUGAAUCUGCCCAAUCGGAUCAACUAGAAGUUGUGUCUGGCAAAAAAGGACGAGGAGACGAAAGCUGCUCUAGAAAUGAAAUUGACCAUUAUUUUUUCACCAUAAUUUAUUGACAAUGAUGAUCACUUUAAAUUCCUCAAUAUAAUAAUUAUUAUCACUUUCUCAUUCAUCAUUUAAAAUUCUCACUUGCUAUAAGAUUAUUUUUGUACGUGUUGUAAUUAUAAUGUUCGUAAUUUGAUUAUAAUUGUCAA